Molecule: messenger RNA, 11428 nt
Organism: Pomacea canaliculata
Lineage: Eukaryota; Metazoa; Mollusca; Gastropoda; Architaenioglossa; Ampullariidae
Product: arf-GAP with GTPase, ANK repeat and PH domain-containing protein 1-like
Exons: 25
Coding region: 315-3239 (974 amino acids)
Cellular component (GO): nucleus
Molecular function (GO): GTP binding; protein binding; GTPase activator activity
Source: RefSeq, a predicted model, not a curated record
AUUUAGUGUUAAUUGUUCAAAACAUGCUGACAACGACGGGAGGGUAAAAAGUGAUAGAUACGUGUGGCUCAAAGCACUGAACCUGACAACUCGUUGGACACCAACCGCGGUGAGGGGCACAUCGAGCAAAAAUUAAUCAAAGGGAAGCAAUCAGCCUUUUCUGUUGCGCAUGAUCAAGGAUCGGUGCGCGCACGCGCAGUGGAGGCUUAUCAGAUGGCCAUUUUGAUGAAAGCGAAAUAGUGUGUAGAGUUAGUUUCGAGGAAGAUGUCUUCUUUAGGGUACGUUUGGUGCUGAAAGGAUGACUAUAACAAAUCAUGAAAAUGAAUGUGCGGAGCCCGAUGCAAUCGUACUGGAGUAAUUCCCUGGCAAUUCGUCAGGAGAUCCAGCGAUUCGAAAGCGUUCAUCCCAGUAUUUACGCUAUUUAUGACUUAAUAGAAGCGAUUCCAGACCCCCUGAUUCAGCAGCAGAUUCGCGAACAUGUUGUAUGCAUCGAGGAUUCUUUUGUUAAUAGUCAAGAAUGGACUCUGAGCAGAGCUGUUCCAGACUUGAAGCUGGGCAUACUGGGAAGUGUUCAGAGUGGCAAGUCAGCGCUCGUCCACCGUUACCUGACUGGCUCCUACAUGCAAGAAGAAUCUCCCGAAGGUGGUCGGUUCAAAAAAGAAGUUAUUAUUGAUGGGCAGAGUUAUCUUCUCCUGAUCCGCGAUGAAGGGGGUGCCCCAGAAAUGCAGUUCACCCACUGGGUGGAUGCAGUCAUCUUUGUGUUCAGCCUGGAGAAUGAGAUGAGUUUCCAGGCUGUAUACAGUCAUUACGCCAAAAUGGCACAGUACCGAGAUACCAAAGAAAUACCCCUCAUCUUAGUUGGCACACAAGAUGCUAUUAGUGAAAGCAAUCCACGUGUCAUUGACGACACACGAGCACGAAAGCUAGCCAAUGAUCUGAAGAGAUGCUCAUAUUAUGAAACAUGUGCAACAUAUGGGCUGAAUGUAGAACGUGUGUUUCAGGAUGCUUGCCAGCGAAUAGUGCAGAUGCGCUACCCUAAUGCUCCCAGUCUGCCAACGGCUGUUCCAUCUACUCCCAACCAUUCGCAGCGCUCAUUCUACGCAACUCAAAGUUCGUCCAAGCCUUAUGAUAGUCACAGUACCAGCAGUCAGUCAACAUCAAGCUCGGGCACUCUCACAGCUAGUCACCCACCAGGGCCAAUCAAAGACAAGGAAAGCAGCCGCGAACCCAGAGAGAGCAGUGGAGGCAGCAAACCUGAGAGAAAGAAAGAGAAACACCUUCCACAUCAUAUGCAACCUCCCCAGCCUCAGCCUCCUCCUCCACCCCAGAUCCCCCCACCCAUGCAUUCUCAUUUGCAACAGCAGGCCCCCCAGCCUGAACCUGCGGACCCCCCUCCACCUCAGGAGGACAAAGUGGAUUUCAGGGAUGUCAUGGCUUCCACGCCAUUGGCAUCUCGCAAAAGCAAAAAAGUCUCCUCAGUUCACAAGUCAAAUUCCUUCAGUGGUGCCAUGGACCAGCGACAUCAUGCGCAUAGCUACCUACCCAAUGCAAUGGCUUGGAAAAACAUACAAUUUUUCAGGCCUAGUUUUCUCAGCGACCAAAUGGAUAAAUGUUUGGACUUGAGCUUUGAGGACAGUGUACCUUCCACCCCUGUUUUGACUAGAAUGACUCGCAUCAGAUCAAGCCUGGUCCUUGACAACAAACCAGAGAGCAAAGACUUGCCUACUCCAAGCAGUACUCCAACUCAAAGUAGGAAAAACCGACGUCGGUCAAAUCUUUUCAAUCCAAAAAAUAAAGAUGAUGACAAGAAACAGGAUGGAGAGAAGAUGGGUAGUGGUCGUGCAAUACCAGUUAGACAAGGUUAUCUAUACAAGAAAAGCCAUGGUCUGAACAAAGAGUGGAAGAAAAAGUAUGUGUCUUUGACCGACGAUGGUCGGCUCACAUAUCACCCAAGCCUUCAUGAUUACAUGGAGGAUAUCCAUGCAAAAGAGAUUCCUCUAAUUCACACUACAGUCAAGAUCCCAGGCCAGCGACCCCGAGGAUCACGCACCACAUCAGUUGGUUGUACCAACCAGCCUGAUGGUGGUGAUAUGAAUAACUCUACAGCAUUUGAAAUCUCACAAGAGGGACCCAUCGACAACUCACUAGUUAUUCAGAACACCUCCAUCACUCCAGGUGUUAUGGACCGACCUUGGCAAUCCAACACUCCCAACAUGCCAAAAUUAGGCAUCAACAGUUCAAACAAGGAUACACCAAAUGUCAAGAAGAGGCAUAGACGGGCCAAAAGUGGGGGAGUAAAGAACGUGGACCAAGGAGCUGGUGACGAAUCAGACGGGUACGAGUUUGUCAUUGUUUCACUUGAGAACAAGCAAUGGCAUUUUGAGGCUCAGAACAACGAGGACCGAGAUGGUUGGGUAAAUGCAAUAGAGCAGCAAAUUUUGUCAAGUCUUCAAGGAAAUGACUUGGGUAAAUCAAAAAAACAGCAAACAAUAGACCAUGCAGGGCUUCAGGGCAUUCGAACAACAAGAGGCAAUACAAUCUGUGCUGACUGUGGAACACCUAGUCCAGAUUGGGCAAGCAUAAACUUGGGUGCUGUAAUAUGCAUAGAAUGUUCUGGAGUACACAGAAACUUGGGGACACACAUAUCUCGGGUCCGCUCACUUGAUCUGGAUGAGUGGCCGAGCGAAGUAACAAAAGUCAUGACCUCCAUUGGCAAUGCUAUUGCAAACAGUGUAUGGGAAGCCAACACUAAGGGACGAUCGAAACCCACCUCAUCCUCCACACGUGAAGAGAAAGAGAAGUGGAUCAAAGCCAAGUAUGAGAUAAAGGAAUUCUUGCCACCAUUGCCCUAUAUAGACAUCCCUGUCAAUCAGCAACUGAUUGAUGCUUUGGUGCGAGAGGACAUUCGCAACAUUGUCAUUAUCUUGGGUCAUGCUGUGCCAGAUGACAUCAAUGCUCCCUACAGUAAAGAUGAUGGUCGCACUGCCCUUCACAUUGCUGCUGCUCUAGGCAAUGUUGUUUAUGUGCAGCUCUUGUUAUGGUACAAUGCCAAUGUCAAGGUCAUGGACCAUGAAGGACGCAACGCUCUUUGGUAUGCACGUACCUCAGGGUCAGCAGAGUGCACAGAUUUAUUGAGCAAUGCUGGCUGCCCUGAUCACCCAACAUUGCCUCGAAGACGUGGCAGUCUUCAACCCAGCAAGAAUGAUGUGUUUGACAAACUUCCUGCCAGCGUCAUCUAGUCCAGACUUUCUGGACCGCAACUGUGUUUUAUUUCAACUGCCAUUAUGAGCUGAUGGAGAGAGGGUUAAUACGGGCUUCUGCUUUCUUCAUCUUGUACCACCUGCUCUAUCAGGCAUGCAUGGGAUCCUGCUGCUGUACCUAACAGGAAAUAGAAACAGUGGGCUACCCAGUUCGCUGGCCUGAUUCUUCCCCCCUGGCAGUGUGGGUGGAUGGAUGUGGAAGAUGCUGAUGGCUGUGUGGGUGUGAGUGGGUGGGUAGGUGAGCAGGCGUGUGCAUGCAUGUUCUUGAUUUUAGUUCAUGUACAUUGACAUGAUCUCACCACAGCACCUGUAAUAUAGGCUCUUCAGCACUACCAUUUCACAGGAGACUGUUUGGUUAUCUCCCAGUAGUUUGAUGAGUUUGAUACUUAUUUUAUACUGACCAGCUUCUGCACCUGGAGACAUACAUGAAUGAGUGCAACACAGACACAUCUACUGUCAUAACGAUUUUAAGUAAAGAUGUACACAUUUUCUUGUGUUCCUAGUUGAAGUGUGCAAGAGAUGUUAAAAUAGAGGAUGGUAAGCCUGCUUCUCUUCAUCAUAUCAUAUCAAACUGCAGGUCUGCCAAUUAUGUUGUGAGUAUUCUGAAAACUCCAUCAUACUUAAAGCACAAUUCUUGCAGAAGUUUGAAGCAUGAUCUUAAGGUGUCUGCGGACCUUUGCCACUUUGUUGUCGUUGCAGAGGUGGUGGCUUAAGCUGGCAGUUCUGCAUCUUGUUGAUCUCGUGGAAAGUUCAGAAGUUCAAGCUACUUUUAUUAGAGAGUAUUUCUAGUCCCUCUUGUACUGGCCAUAUUCAGUUAAAAGUCUUUUUUCUGUACUUGCACACUGUUGGAGUUAGCUGACUUUUUUAGCAUGGGACUUUUUUUAAUUGAAUGGGAAGACUUGUAUGCUUUUUGUUGCCAAGUAAACCACAGGAAGACACUAUCAGAAAUGAGAUUACAUUAAGAUUUUUAUCAUUAUGCCCUGCAAAUUCUGUGGGUAGAGAUCAUGUUACGCUGGGAAAUCCUGUAGCUUAUCUGCAGGCCAAAGCUGGAAAAGAAUAAUUCUAACCACGAUAAUUGUGCAAAAGAAAUCUUUAGCCUGAUGAUCAGGAUAAUUUGCAAGUUUCAUUGUCAGUCUGCUGCCUCCUGCUGUUCCAUAUCAUUUUUGCUGGGUUUUGUUUGUUUGUUUUUUAUGUUUUUGGUUUGGUUUGGUUUUUGUUUGUUUGUUGUUGUUUUUUUUGGGGGAGGGGGGGGGCUGCUUGGGUUUUUUCCUUUAAUAGGAAGCAGAAUUUCUGUGAUCUUUCAAACAGAGAAUUGAUGAUUAUGCAAAUGUAGACAUUUGAGUUUUAAGAUCCCUCAGUUGCUGACACACUAGUUUUUGAUCAGAGUGAUGUAAAUAUUUAACCUUAGUCAUGGACAUCUUAUCAUUUCAGUUUUAAGGAAACCAGACCAUUUUUAGUUGAUGAGCAAGCUGAGGGUGUUUGUUUGCUAUAGAAAUUAUGGAGUCUGCAACUUCUCUUGUGUAUGGACUACUAGUGCAUCUUUCAAUAGCACCUCAUAGGGCAAUAGUUGGGCAUGAAUACGUACUGUGUUGUUUCACUGUGGGUCCAGGUUGUCUGAUAUCAUGGCUCAGUAGAUAAACUGUUUUCAGUAAGAAUAAAAAAUAAUUGUCUUCAAUUUAGCUUUUGAUGGUAAACUGCCAGUAACACAAUCACGUCAUUAAAUAUCAUAACUUUUUUUUUAAGUGUCAAGAUUACUUUGUCCAGACAUCAGUACAGUCCUAUUUGAUAAAGAUCAUCUGCAUUGUCCAGACAGUAGAGCCUUAGUUGUUACAUAAUUCUUGCAUAGUGAAGACAGGAUACUUGUUUUGUCCAAAAAUCUGCAGAUUCCAGAUAUUCCUGCUGCAGGCUCUUGCUUCCAUCGGUUUGAUAUUUUUAAUGAUGGAAGGAAAGAGGACAUUUGUAUGCAGGAAGAUAAGGGGUUAACUUGCAAGGAAUGCUUCAGUUCUUCUUUAUCAUUCCAACAGUACAACCACUCUUUAUCAUGUCAGCAGUACAACCUCUCUUUGAAAUGUCAGCAGUACAAGACCUGUGCUGUAGCAGCAAUGUUUGAUCUGGCAUCAUAAAGGCCAGAGAGGCACAUGAUCACUGCAAAUUUUAAUUAAUUUUUUUACAAGAGAAAACAACUUUCUAGAGUCAAAAUUAUACAAAUUAAUUCCGAUUUUUAAACGUUUUACUGUAGUGUGAUAUAUUGUUUGUGAUAUAUUGUUAAUCAGUUAACGGUAGUGCAACACAAAGUGAAUUCCGUUAUCAGCUCCUUCAGCAAACCAUAGGGGAGAUAACUUCAUAUCAUAAGAGACAGGUCUUUCUGUUAGAUAAUCUCCCCGCAAUCGCUUUGCGUCUCUCGCAGUUAAAUCUUUUGAGUGCAAAAUAGAAUUGUCAUAAAUAUGGUGGCUAGUGUUAUGGUGUCUGGUUUUAUCUGUUUAUACAGACAGCAUUAUAUAUUUAAGUCAUGUACACUUUUAUUUUGACUAGCAGAGUUUUAGAAACAUUUCUUUUAGUGGCUGCACAUAAACCGUGAGCCAACAGUGACUAUUUGAUUGUUUCUGAUUUUAUGAGGAUGCUUCAGAUAAAUGUCAUUUCAUAAACAGCAAAGUUUGUGCCAAAGUUACAUUUAAUUACAUCUCUCUGUAGAGGAUCUUGACAUUGAGAAUCUUACUCAAAGCUGGAAUCACUAUGUACUUUUUCUGAGAACUCAUCAGCACCAGAUGUCUUGUCACCAUUAGGAGGUCUCAUCUGGAUUUCAUGUUUAUAUGCUUUUAGCAUUGUUGUAUCUCCCAGCUGUUUAGCUGACUGCCAGGUAGUUAUGGCUUAUUUUGUGGUGCUUACAUUACGACAUCUGUUAGGCAGAUUUUUAACUUUGAUGUGAAGUGGAAAUUUUCUUGUUGAACAUUGCUGUAAAACAACUAUGUUGCAGACACCAAGAUUUCCAUUUAUCUUAUUUAUUGUGGGUCCAUGCAAUUAAAAUUUAUUAAAACUAAAUAAAAGAGUUGAAGCAAUCAUGUCCGGAAAGGUCCUUGUCAGGACUUGUUUAACCCUGAUGCGCUGUUAUAAACCUUUGCAAUUGUUUUUUUUAUCUGUCUCAGUGAAAUUUAUUGAGCGUGCAAGACUGCUAGACCUAGAACAGCAGUGUUGAAUUGAUGCUACAAAUGCUUUACCAUUGGUUGUGUUUGUUAUUUGAGAUCAUAGUGUCUUGUGACCAUGGAUGUUGACACAAGCUGCAGAAGUGCUAGAAACUUCUUCCAUUAAAAUCAGCAAAUGCUGAUGAGCUUGAAAAUUCAGUCACUUUUUGUGGUUUGCUGUAUAGAAACAAUAGUUAAAAUUUGGUAUUGCUGUUUAUUAAGCAGUGGCCCAGACAAAAUGGCAUUUUAUUAAUAGAAAUAACAAACAGCUAAUAAUUCCAUUGAAUGCUGCAGUGACCUGAAGGGCUGACACACAAGCACAAACUCUGCCCUGUACAAAUACUGCAUUUUAGCUUCCUUCUGGGGGUUUGCUGAAUGAUUUGGGAUUUUUAUGUAUUUAUUAUUUUUGUACGUUAUCAGCAGGCUGUAAAAGUGAAGAUGUGUACAUUUUGUUCAAGCUUGAAGAACUAAAAUUAUGAGAUACACCUUGAGAGGCAGAACAUUGUAUGUAUGGAUAUAUUUUGUUUUUCUUUGUAAACAGGUCAGAUGUUUUCUCAGUUUUAUUGUUUUAGACCUAAGUUUAUUUCCAGUGUAAAAUACUUGCACAAAUGAGCAUGUCAGAAUGUUGCACUUGUGUUUGUUUUCAGUAAUGAUAUCUGGUGAUAUCUGUAGAUUUUUGUUUCUCAGGACAUAUUACAGGUAAAACUGUAGAUGUUAUGAACAGAAAGCAGAUGUGUAUAAGUAGUUGAUGCACUGAGUCGGGCUUUAGUAUUUGAUGUGCAUAUGUGUAUCAUGAAUGCUGACCUAGCUGUUGUUGUAAGAGUGUGCAAGGAGCAGUCGAUUAAAGGUGAGAGUGAAUGAGAAUGUGAGGUUGCUUGAGGCACUUGAUGCAAAUGUGGCCCAGGAUGCUGGCAGCAAUGGGUUAGGUUAAAUUGUAAACAUACUGCAGACUGUUUGUUAACCAUUCGUCUGGUAAAUAUCAUUGAGACCGUCUUGCAUGGCAUUUUGUCCCCAGACUCUGUGGCUGACCUGUGAACAUAGAUUGUUUUAGGAUUGUUUCCUGAUUGGAAGAUAACACUGUAUUGUGAAAUGCAAGUGCUUUAAAAAAGCACAAAAGUUAAUACUUAUAAUUGCAGAAGGUAAACUCAGAUAAAUUUGUAUACUUGUAAUCAAAUACAUUGACAGUUUGGGUUCCCCCCCCCCCCCACCGUUUUUUUUUUUUAAUAUCAGAAGCGAGAUUCAAAAAACGUGGUUUUUAUUUCAGAAGCGAAACAUGUGGGGGAACUGAGCUGUCAUGAGAUGUGACGCACAGGCGUGUUUUGUCUGGAUGCUUUAAUAUUGUAUGAAAUGCUGAGGCAUUGUACAAAGGCAUACACUGUCAGUUGCUGCUGUGAAAUGAAGACCAUAAAAUUUUACAAUACAUAAGACUUUUUAGAUUAGUUUUGGUUAUGGCCCACAGCAAUACAGAGUACAGAGCCUGUUUGUGCAAGUUCCCCUGCACCCUUGGUUUUCAUCAUGACAAGAUAAACUGACAUUAAGGUCGGAACGUAUGUGUAAAGGUUGCUGCGAAAUGCUAUGAAGGUUUUUUUCUGGCCAGUUCCAGUUGUAAAAAGCGGUGAGUCGCUCUCCCUAUGUAGUGCAGAUUUGUUCCUCGCAUAGGGUUUAAGGAACUAGCCAAGUACUAUAGGGGAAGACGCAGGGAGGAACUAGGGGCCAGUGACUAAAUGACAGCUGUCCUCCCACUGAGCACAUCUUCGGUCAUCAAAGGGUGAAAAUGCGUGGACAGUUCCUAGUCAAGCAGUGUGUACUAUAUGUCUGUAGCUGUUAUGUUUGUUGCAUGUGGAAGUCAGCUUAGAUGUUUGAGAUCCAGAGCUGGAAGCAUCCACUAUCGGCAGUGUUACUGGCCACAAGUCUACAGCAGAGGUGCGUGGUUGGGACCUGGAUGCGGUGCUGUCCAUCUCUCCCAGUGUCAUGCGAUUCAUCUAACGACCUAGGAUCAGCAGUCUUCGUGACUUGCAGACAGCUGCAUUGCCGGGAAUUUCCACGCUGUGCUUCUGGCUUACAAGUCUAAUGCUGUUACUGUAACAUAGGAGGAGGGUGGGGUGGGGAUUCACAUUGAGCGUCAAACGCUUUCCGGUCUGAACAAUCCGAGAAAACGGCGCCCUCGUGAACCCUCGUCUGGCUCGCAUGAUAAGCAUCAGUACUCGGGUGACGUGUGUAUGGUGUUAUGGUUCCGGGCGACAGUUGUCUGAAGUCAGUACCUAAUUGUGUUUUGUUUUUUUGUACAGUUUCCCUUUUGUACUGGGAUGUGAAGUUGAGGACGACAGAUAGUCGUGUUGCGGUAAGAGAGAGAGAGUGCCGUGCGUCAUUUGCUUGCUUGAUGAUAAAGUAGAAGUCAUGUAGGCGUCCGGUAUCAGUGCAAUGUAUUUCUCACCACCCUGGCCCUUCACUACUCAGGCUGGUGAUGAAACUUUUCUUUUUAAUUGGUUGGCUGCCUUUUUUGGGUAGGGCGUGGGGAUAACCUGGCGUUUGUUUGGGUUUUUAUUAUUAUUAUUUGUUUGUUUUGUACAUACCGACAUUAGUGUUAUUCUUGCUCCUGAGUGCCAUGUCCACAAUUAAAAGUUGCGACAGGCGGGAGUUUAUAUAUAUACCUGGUGGACCUGUAUACACGGAGAAGCGGAUAGCGCACUGGCGUUCGAACCCAGAAGCGCCGGUUCGUUUGCCGUAUGGCGUAGCAAGCUCUUUCCACACCACCCAACCCCCAUCUCCAGUUGACCCAGCUGGCAGGAAUGGGUACCUGACAUCAGAGAAUGUUGGGGAAGAUAAAGCAGCGAGGAAGAUGAGUUGGGUAUCGUCCAAACGUAAAGCUGGCCCCGAGAAAAGUGAGGUCUCGAACAUCUUUCUCCCCAGCGGCCACAAAAGGUUAGGGGGCGAACUUUAUUGCCUUGUAGUCCGUUAUCAGUUGAUUCCACUUUUUCUGAUCCUUCUUUGUCCGACGUUUUUUGUUUAUUUCACUCCAACGUGUUUUGGUUUCUGUGGCAACUUUCGCUUGUUUUCGUUUUUCCACAGGUUAUUGAAUAUCACGUGCAAAGGGAAGUAGGCCGUGUGAUGUUACAUGAAGUUGAUACUGUGUAGCGCCACACAAGUUGAGACAUCGCCGAUUAAAGAUUAAACACGGCAAGUUAUCUAUUUAGAAUUCUGAUUACAAAACUAGUAAUAGUUAAUGGCAUAUUUUUUUCUUAAGACGUUUUAUAAAAAUUGGGCGUUUUUCCCUUUUAAUUGUGAUGAGUUUCACGGAGGAGGUUUUGUGUAGGGGUAACAGCGACUCAAAAAAUGUCAGUUUGGGAAAUAAGCGCGAAAGCAUGGACCUGGAGCACAGAUAACAUCACAGAAGAGAGAACACAAGAUGAUUUGAGGGAAGAAGAGACCACAAAAUAUUAGUUCAUCAGCUGUGCGAGAGCACCGAGACCAGUUGGCUUUGGUGCAUUACCCGCUGCUCCUGUGCCAGUCUAUUGGAGCGAGUCACAUGUACCACAAAAUGAAAUGGCCUCGCUCCAAGGCUGACUUGUGACACAGUAGUCUGUAUUUCAGUAGAAUUUCUACAACAAUGGCGUUUCCUUUAGUUACUACUGAAAGUUUAUAUUUUCCCUGUGAAAGUGAGGCCAAGCUUCAGCCAUUUCAGUAAGGCCCACGUAAGUUGUGGACGUGGCGUUUGACCAUUCCAGUGUGGUCUGUUGUGAAGUUGGAUCCAGUUGAGGAGAUGGCGAGCCGAGGUGCCUCUACUGCCAAACGAGGAAUCCCCAAGUCACGCAUGAUCCAUGCGGUGCAGACAGAGGCACCUUCAUGAGUCGACCCUAACUUUGCUGCCAUUGUCGUCAGCAACUCACCCUUAUACAAUCCACAGUCCGCGAGGCUACUAAACACCAAUACCUGUCAAAGUCCACCACGUCAAUGUCUACACACCUUGGUCCAUACAGCUGGAGCUAGCUGGCACUAGGAUAUAGUCUCGACAUGAAUAACAGCGGGCAAUUACAUCAAAAGGUAAUGGACUUUGAACUGUCUUCAUAGUAUGUGUAAUGUCAGCUCGUCCGUCUGACGCCAGCCACAUGGUAGUCUGGUCAAAAGAGACUCGAGUACACCAGUGGGCCUGAAUUUUUAUGGCUCAUUGGCUUUACUCGAUGAUUGUUGUUAUUAUUUACGGUUCUCGGCAGUAGGACGAUCUCUUUGUCUGGGUAUCUCAAAGUCUUCACCACCAGGCGUGUACGCUAUUGGACGCGUGCGAUGAACCACUGUCACUCAUGAUGCUGUAGAAAUCUGCUGCUGUUGCCCUACGAGGACAGCAGAGUACAGCAAGCUGAUACUAUUUAUCUUUAGAGACAUUUUUGGGGUUUUGUUUGUAUGUCUUCUCUCUCUCUCUCGCUCUUCUUCCAGUAUGUACCUCUAUCCGUUCUUCCCACCGCCAACCAAUUCUACCACAUAUUUUAACUUUUUGUGUAAAAACACAGCCGAGUGGUUAGAGCAAUGCAACUGUAUUGGGGUCCAAACCUGGAGGCGCGCUGGUUCCAUACCCGUAUGGUACUGGGAACCUUUCUCCUCCAGUCGACUCAGCUGUCGGAAAUGGGCGCCGGACUGAGGGUUGGGAAAGGCAGAGCAGCGACAGACUAGCUGGCUUAGAGAAAAGUUUGGUGUCUAACACCUCGCUCCCCCCUCUCCUUACCCAACGACCUUUAGUAAAAUAAAAGCAAAUGGUUAGGGGACGACCUUUACCCUUUUUUAAUAUAGAGAGGAUUAAACAUCUCAGAAGUUGAAAACAAAAGGUAGGAUUUUUUUUUCUUUUUGUGAAACAAGAUGUUCUGCCAAAAAUCCAGUCAUUCAUGUUUUUGGGGUCAUUGUAAGAUAAAUUGUGCUGCCUUUUACUUAUAAGAGAAUCGCCAUGGAGCAUGCUUCUGUCUUGCAUACCAACAGUAAUAAAUACAUCAUUUGAUGCAG